AUGUUGCGUGCUACCCAUUUAAAAAAAAGAGAGAACGCUAUAGUCGAGUACUUCGACUAUCGGAUACCCGUUACUCAGUUAAUAGAACGACCGGUUUGGGCUUGCACCAUCAAAGUUUCGGUCGCGGCAAUGUCAGGAGACCCUGCACUUCAUCUUCCCCUCUCUUUCACCACGAGAAUACCUCUCUUUUUAUUUUCCGGGAAGUACGUUCACACAUCUAAUGCAAUGUACUAUAGUGACUUGUUUUGCCUGCCCAUAAAGCCUAAGGUCAAGCGAAAAAAAGAUGCAGCGAAGAGCAAAUAA
Molecule: messenger RNA, 303 nt
Organism: Drosophila takahashii
Lineage: Eukaryota; Metazoa; Arthropoda; Insecta; Diptera; Drosophilidae
Source: RefSeq, a predicted model, not a curated record